Molecule: messenger RNA, 1023 nt
Organism: Maudiozyma barnettii
Lineage: Eukaryota; Fungi; Ascomycota; Saccharomycetes; Saccharomycetales; Saccharomycetaceae
Gene: YEA4
Product: Yea4p
Exons: 1
Coding region: 1-1023 (340 amino acids)
Biological process (GO): transmembrane transport
Cellular component (GO): Golgi membrane; endoplasmic reticulum membrane
Molecular function (GO): UDP-N-acetylglucosamine transmembrane transporter activity
Source: RefSeq, a predicted model, not a curated record
AUGGAUAGUAGUGCAAUAGUAAUGAAUACAUUAGUGUUUGUUUUUGGAGGUUGUUGUACUAAUGUACUCACGUUGGAAGAUUUGAUUAAAGACAAAAACUCAGAUAUUGGUACAUUAGUGACAUUCACACAAUUUCUGUUUGUUGCAUUAUCAUUGUUACCAGGAUUUGUUUUAUUUGAAGGUGGCAUGAUCAGACUUAAACAAUUGAAUGUGCCGUUGAGAGUCUACAUCUGGUCGGUUAUUCUAUUUUAUAUUAGUUCUUCUACAAAUAAUAGCGUUUUCAAAUAUAAUAUUUCAAUUCCGUUGCAUGUUGUAUUUAGGUGUUUCGGUACUGUGAUUACUAUGAUAAUAGGUUGGCUGAUUAACAAAAAGAGAUACUCACGCUUACAAGUCAUAUCCGCCUGUCUCUUGACAAUAGGUGCAAUAGUAACAUCACUGUAUCGAGACCAUGAGUUUUCAUUAGAGGCUGUACAUUCAUGGUGGGUCCAUAAACGAUAUCUUGCGGAAAAAAGUGACCAUCAGAAUGAUACAACAUUUUUAAUUGGUAUAUGUCUCUUGGUUAUAUCUUCAAUUUCUUCAGCAUUACUUUCAGUUUAUAACGAAUGGACCUAUAAAACAUACGGAAAAUACUGGCAAGAAAAUCUCUUCUAUACCCAUUUUUUAUCACUACCAAUAUUUAUUGUUAAAGAUGGUACUCACAUAAUGACAGGGUAUCAACAAUUGAUGGGAUCCAGUUUUAGAAUCACUCGGAGCCACAUUGCAUUCGCCCUAAAUAUAAUAACGCAGAAUAUAUGUAUACGAGGUGUUAAUAUACUUGCAAGUCAUACCAAUGCACUCACUUUGUCAGUAAUUCUUACAGUACGAAAAUUCGUGAGUCUUCUAUUGAGUGUGGUGAUUUACAAGAAUGUACUUUCAUAUACUAGUUAUGUUGGGGUGGCGAUUGUAUUUUCAGGGACAUUGUUAUACAUAUUAGGGUCUCGAAGACCAUCUUCAAUGGUCUCAUCCACCAAAAAAUCUCAAUGA